Molecule: messenger RNA, 2255 nt
Organism: Pseudomassariella vexata
Lineage: Eukaryota; Fungi; Ascomycota; Sordariomycetes; Amphisphaeriales; Pseudomassariaceae
Product: phosphatidate cytidylyltransferase
Exons: 3
Coding region: 389-1774 (461 amino acids)
Cellular component (GO): endoplasmic reticulum membrane
Molecular function (GO): phosphatidate cytidylyltransferase activity
Source: RefSeq, a predicted model, not a curated record
AAAAUCAAAAAAUCUUCCGAAUUCUCCAGCGUCGCAGUGAUCCAUAUCGAAAUUCAGACUCCUCAACAUUGACACCUGGAAUCAAAGGAAUAUCGGUACGACCAUUGUAUGUCUGAGAAGUGAGGGACACCAUUCAAGCCUGUCAGCGCCGAACUACCCGACUCCACUUCCCCAAAUUGCACUCAGCUUUCUACGUAUCCCGGACGAACGACGAGCCCGCAUUCAACGACCUGGCCUUUCGUUGACAUCGAACGCCGACGCAAACCUUCGCGACGACGACGUCGCCCGUAAACUCAGCAGUCUUGUAGCACGCUCUUUGCCGUACCGAGACACCAGCGCAAGCAACAGACCAUCAUCUUUGCUGCUGAAUAGUGACGCGACCGGGGCCAUGUCGAAACCGCGCCGAGGGGUCAAGUUCUCCCACCGCACGAAUGGCCAUAUCGCGAGCGACGGGCGCAGGCUCAGCCUGAGUGAGGCCAGUGAGGAAGGAUCGGGUUCUCCUACAAGGACGAGGAGAAAAUCGGAAUUGGAGGAGAUCAGGGAGCAGCCAGCAGCACCACCGCAAUCGUCGGAUUACGAGAAGAAGAAGGCCAACUUCAUAACGCGCACUUUUUGGACCUUCGUCAUGAUUGGAGGCUUCUUCGCUGCCCUCUUCAUGGGCCACAUCUACAUCCUUGCCUGCAUUACCGUCAUCCAGAUCGUGUCCUUUAAGGAAGUUAUUGCCAUCUCGUCGAUUCCCUCGCGGCAACGCCAGCUCAAGGCCACCAAAUCCUUGAACUGGUAUUGGCUGGCAUCCACCAUGUACUUCCUGUACGGCGAAAGCGUCAUCUAUUACUUCAAGCACAUUGUGCUGGUCGACAAGGUCCUGUUACCACUGGCUACCCACCACCGCUUCAUCAGCUUCGUGCUCUACGUCAUAGGGUUCGUGUUCUUCGUGGCAAAUUUGAAGGGCGGCCACCUCAAGUUCCAGUUCACCAAUUUCGCCUGGACGCACAUGGCACUGUACCUCAUAGUCGUACAGGCCCACUUCAUCAUGAACAACGUGUUCGAGGGUCUCAUCUGGUUCUUCCUGCCAGUAUCGCUCGUCAUCACCAACGAUAUUUUCGCUUACUUGGUCGGUAUCACCAUUGGCCGAACCCAGCUUAUCAAGCUGUCCCCCAAGAAGACGGUCGAGGGCUUCGUGGGCGCAUGGGUGUUUACCGUCCUCUUCGCAGCUAUCCUGACCAACUUGUUGAUCAAGAGCAAGUACUUUAUCUGCCCUGUUAACGACCUCGGCGCCAACAUCUUCACCGGGCUGGAGUGCGACCCGAACCCCGUCUUUCUCCCGCACACGUACAAGCUCCCAUACCUGUUUUUCCUCCCGGCUUCGUACAACCAAUCCUUCCAAUUCACCACAGAACCAAUACAGUUCCACAGCAUGAUCAUCGCAACCUUUGCCAGCUUGAUCGCCCCCUUCGGUGGAUUCUUCGCGUCCGGGUUGAAGCGCACUUUUAAGAUCAAGGAUUUUGGUGACUCGAUCCCAGGCCAUGGCGGCAUGACCGAUCGCAUGGAUUGCCAGUUCAUCAUGGGAUGCUUUGCGUACAUGUACUACCACACAUUUAUCGCGCUCAACAAGGUCAACUUUGGGCAGGUCAUGGAACUUGCCAUCACCGGGCUCACGCUCGAGGAGCAAAUAGACCUGUGGAAGGGGAUAGGGAAGUAUCUCGAAAACCAGGGAGCUUUGGGUCCUGAGGUAGCGGCAUACCUGGACUCUGCGAUAGCGAGCCGCCGAUAGUUUCCGGCGGAUCAGUAGUGCGAGCAUGGGGAGUACAAGAAUGUACAACACAACACACAUCAAGAGGUUUCGAGGAUGUUAUUCCGGGGCAGCGACUAUAAACCACACGGAGGUCAUUGCUAUCAGUCCCUCAACAACUCCACGUGGCCGUGGAAUCCGAACUGAGCUGAGAGUUGCUUUCUCACGGUUAUACAGGGGAUCGGACGCAUUAUGACUACAUGACGGUAGACCUACAGAGCAAAGAGAGGGUUUCCGGUUUGGGUUCAGUCCGGUGAGGAUUGGAAAUGACACUGUGCACUAUUAGGGUAUGUGUAAUUGUAGGGGAAAACUGCUCCGUUGUGAUAUACUGGAUUCAAUGAGGGACACGGAAGGAGCCGGGCAUGCAUUUAUAGUGACGCUCCUUGCAGUAGCUCUGAUGGGUUGAUGGUGGAGUAAUGACAGAUAUGAACUUAAGCGUUGCUACCGUGAUGAAACUGACAGG